Messenger RNA from Cooperia oncophora, 348 nucleotides. The record is from the annotation of a GenBank genome assembly. Lineage: Eukaryota; Metazoa; Nematoda; Chromadorea; Rhabditida; Trichostrongylidae.
AUGUCUCUUUUUAAGACGCCUCCAUCCCUUGAAGAGUUCGACCCUCUCAAUCCUGGAGAAUGGCAGCUUGGAGCUGGUGGAAAAAUCCUCCCCCGACUUCCUGAGGGAACAAGAGUGGGCAAGCUCGUGAUGGGCAAGUAUGGGCUGUACGAUCCCCAGUUGAGAAAGAGAGUUGAAGUUUACUCGAAAGCUCUUCUUGAUGGAAAGAAGUCCGAAGAGGCCGGUCCGUUCGAUCGAGCCAUGACAAGAAAUGGUGAAGAUUCCUCGGUACCAUCUGCCUCUUCAUGGGACUCUAUAACCUUUUCACGCUUGCAUAUGGAAAAUUGCUGCCACCUUAUACAUACUUGA